UGAGGGUUGUAAUCGGUCACGUGAACCGCGCAGGUCUGGAUAAAGCGCUGCUCGGGACUACACGGUUUAUUCGGAUUCGUCCAACCCACUGUGAAUUAUUAUUAUUUUUUUAAAUAUAACAAAUUUGAACAGAGAGAGCGAGAGAGGGAAACAAAAUUUUAGCAAAAACACUGAGCACUAAUAUUUCCCUCCAGCAGAAGUCUGGCUUUUACAUCGACGUGGGUUCAUAUUCGUCAGAUCAUCUUAUCGUCGCGAUUCUGAGAUCCCACAGUGUGGGAAUGGGAAAUGAUGGAGGAUAAAGGGCCUCGUGUAGCCGACUACUUUGUGGUUGCUGGCCUCACCGACUUGUCCAAGCCUCUUGAGGAGGAGCUCCACUUUGAUGACGUUGGUCCCAAGUCUGUGAAACCCAAAGCCCCAAUCACCGACGUAGCUGUUGUGAUCCGCUCCCUGGGUGAAGAGGUGCCCCCCGGUUUCACCUGUGUGGAAAGCACCCCCUCAGGCCUCUCUGCAGAGCUCAAUGGAGCCAGCCUCAGAGGCCCACAGAUCUUCUUGUGUUUUAAGCGAGGCAGAGAUAAGCCUCCACUGACAGAUCUUGGGAUUCUGUAUGAGUGGAAAGAGAAGCUGAAGCCCGGAUGUCACAUUGUCCAGACCACACCCUCGGGUCGCCCUGCCAACAUCAGCAACUCUUCAUCCCAACGCAUCUACAUCACCUACCGCCGUGCCCCGAAGAGCCAGCCUCACACGUCAUUGGCUGUCACUGAUGUCUGCAUCAUCGUCCCCGGCAAGGGAGAGACUCCCCCUCAUACCUUCUGCAAGGUGGACAAGAACCUCAACAGCAGCAUGUGGGGAUCCUCGGUGUACCUGUGUUAUAAGAAGUCUCUGGCUAAAGCUAACACAAUUGCAUACAAAGCAGGUCUGCUGUGUAGGUACCCUGAAGAGGACUAUGAGUCCUUCCCACUCCCUGAGUCAGUGCCUAUGUUCUGCCUGCCCAUGGGGGCUACGAUUGAGUGCUGGCCAGCUCACACCAAACACUCCCUGCCUGUUUUUUCCACAUUUGUCCUGACAGGAGCCUCUGGAGAAAAGGUAUAUGGAGCAGCCAUCCAGUUCUAUGAGCCUUACUCAGAGGAGAGCCUGUCUGAUCGUCAGCGCUCACAGCUCGGCUUGCCAAGCUCUGAUCUCGGACCUGAUGGGACCAGGAGUGUUUACAGCAACAAGAGCAUCUGUCUGCUCUCCCAUUGGCCCUUCUUCCAGUCCUUCAGGAGCUUUCUGACAUUCCUCUACCGAUACUCCAUCUCUGGACCACAUGCCCUGCCUAUUGAAAAGCACAUCUCUCACUUCAUGCAAACUGUGCCAUUUCCUUCCACUCAGAGACCACGUAUCCUCGUGCAGCUGUCUCCACAUGACAGUCUGUUGCUGAGCCAACCCGUGUCCUCUCCACUGCCUCUCAGUGGUGGAAGCCUCUCCACGUUACUACUGAAUCUGGGCCCAAAGAACGCGGCCACUCUGCUGGUGCUGGCUGUCACAGAGCACAAGAUCCUGGUUCAUUCUCUGCGUCCGGCUGUGCUCACCAGUGUGACGGAGGCCCUGGUGUCUAUGAUCUUCCCCUUCCACUGGCCAUGCCCUUACAUCCCUCUUUGCCCGCUGGCUCUGGCCGAUGUGCUAAGUGCACCAUGCCCUUUCAUUGUGGGUGUAGACUCCAGAUACUUUGACCUUUAUGUGCCCCCAGCUGACAUCAGCUGUGUGGAUCUGGACACCAACACUAUCUCCCAAAAAGACGACAAGAAGGCUUUAACAUGGAAAAUUUUGCCCAGGAGAGCCUGCAAACAUCUUCUGAACACACUGAAUAAGCUCUAUCAGCAGCUCACCGAGGGUGGUCAGCUGAACCGUGAUGAUGUGCAGACGGAGCACACAGUAACUGACAGUGAGCUCAGUGGUGGGAAAAGCCUCCACACUCUGGAGCUGGAGAUCCAGGAGGCCUUCCUGCGCUUCAUGGCGGCCAUUCUACGAGGCUACCGCUCCUACCUGCUACCCAUCACCCAAGCUCCCUCUGAGAAGACCACCGAUGCCAGCUCUCUCUUCGACCUCCAAGGCUUCCUGAAAAGCCGGGACCGCUCCCACCAGAGGUUUUACUCCCUCAUGAUCAAGACUCAAAUGUUCAGCCGGUUCAUAGAGGAGUGCUCAUUUGUCAGUGAUAAAGAUGCCAGCCUGGCUUUCUUUGAUGAGUGUGUUGAUAAGCUUUUCACCACUGGAGGCAAGAUGGACAGUGAACGGCCAGAGGAAACCAGACUGAUCGAACUGGAUGAGUCCCACCGCAGUGAGCAUACAGUCUACGUCAACCCUCCAGAGCUGCCUCCACUGCCAGAGGGAGAAGAGCAUCCUCUGUGCUAUAGCUACAGUGGGUUUCCUGUGCUGAAUGCUGAGCUUUUGCAGCCACUAGAAGGACCAAAUCCUCCAUCAGCAGGCGUGGCCUCACGCCACAGCAGCCCAGCCAGCCCUACGGCCAUCUUUAGACGCUCUAAACAGGAGAUCAAAUCAGCUCAAAGGAUGGCCAAAACGUAUUCAUCUAUGCCUCAGAUGUGGUCCAAGUGUCUGCUGCGCCACUGCUAUGGCCUGUGGUUCAUCUGUUUACCAGGCUUUGUUGGCUCCUGCCACUCUAAAGUCCGGGCUCUGCGUACAGCUUACGAUGUGCUGAGGAAGAUGCAGGACAAGAAGUUGCAGGCUCCAGAUGAGGUGUGUUACCGUGUGUUGCUGCAGCUGUGUGGACAGUACAGCCAGCCAGUCCUGGCUGUCAGGGUGUUGUUUGAGAUGAAGAAAGCUGGCGUUCAACCCAAUGCUAUCACCUAUGGUUACUACAACAAGGCGGUGUUGGAGAGCACCUGGCCCUCGACCACCCGAGGAGGCUACUUUCUGUGGGGAAAGCUGAGGAACGUGAUCCUGGGUGUGCUCCAGUUCAAACAAGUAGGAAAGAAACAACCAACUCUGCACAGAGAUCCUCAGCUUUCAGAUGGCAGCGAUCUUGACACAGUCAGUCAUGGCAGUUUGGACAGCGCUAAUGACUCUGUUGAGCGCACCUCUAUCGACACUGACUUCACUAAAAUGGACUCCAGUGAUGAUGGAUUUAGUACAGGGGGGCAGUCGGAUCAAGGCUACGAUUCGCUGUCCAAGGAGGAGGAGAGGAUGUGCAGCAGAGAGAGUGACAACGUGACACUGGUGGACGACAAAGGCCCAAGGCAGUCCACACCUGAAACUGAAGUUCCAAUCAGCAGCACCUCUCCUCCUACUCAAAUCUGCAAAUCGACAGAUGUCCGCACAGGCAGUGGCGGCAGGUUGGUUUCCAGUCCAUCCAGUGACAACGCUCUGUGUGGAAUUCUUCCAAAGUCAGAGAGGCCAAAAUCUCUGGACUUGUCUGGUGGACAAGGAAGUCUGAGGCUCACUGUCCCUCACCUCAGCUCCACAAAGCAGCAUCACCUAGCUGCUGACAGACUGCAUGGUGUAGAAGAAGAGGAGAUAGAGACUGAUAAACAGAAACCUCAGGUGAUGAAAAGUGUCAGCUGCAGUGCUGGGACUGUGAGGAGAACAGAUAUUGAGAUGGGGUUUGAUCCUCUGUCACUGAUGACAACAGAUAUGGUACAAGAUUGCGAUCGGGAGAACAGCAGCGCAGCCACGGUGCGUCGCGACCUCGCUGAAGAGAUCGAGAUGUACAUGAAUAAUGGCAACAGCCCUCUGAGCAGCCGCACACCCAGCACGGACCUGCAGAACCCCUCAAGCCCCUUGUUUCGCUCUGCCUCGUCUCCUCACACCUCGCCACGACCCUCCACUCUGUUCCGUUCCAGCACACACCUCCCACUGCCUGUCAAAUCCAAGGAGAGGCUGAGGUCAUCACCGUCUCUGCCUCUGAAUGUCUCCAAUAAAGACAGGGAGAGGCCUUCCUCCUUGGUGUCACCCUCAUCACCUACUCCCUCCACCUCAUCGUUCUCCAUGGACUCUCUUUUCACACCAACUCUGGACGUCUUCAAGAGCAGCGUCAUAUCAGCAGGGAAGGGCGUGGCUGAAAAGGCCAGCCGCCUCUACUCUCGUCUGUCCUCCCAGACUUCAUUAACACAGGAUACAAACUGUGACCGGAUUAGCGUAUCCUCACUGACCUCAGGAGAGGCAGACUGCUCUUCGCUGCUGGAUAAUGAUGCCUGUCUGGACCCAGAUGGCUUUACCUCCCCCCAGCACAGCAGCAUGUCCAGACUCAGGAAAAGUCCGGUUGUGGGUCAUACCAGCCAGGGCAGCCCCAGUACCCCCAACAGAGUAUUCAGACACAACUCCUUCUCUGGUGGUUUGGCACUUCCCUCUAAAACUCCUCACACUCCAGAUUUCUCCCCCGACACCAGCCGCUUCCAACCCACUCCCAAUUACACCAUAGAGGUGCUGAUGUCCAGCUCUUCGCUCUGUAAGACCUGUGAUUGUCUCGUGUAUGAUGAGGAGAUCAUGGCUGGCUGGACAGCAAAUGACUCCAACCUCAACAGUACUUGUCCGUUUUGCGGCACGGCCUUCCUGCCUUUCCUCAAUGUGGAAAUCAAAGACCUGAGACCACUGAGCAGGUCUGCUAAGGAAAGUAAUCCUGUUACAGAGGAGGACAUGUUGGCGUCACUCAAUCCCGAGGCCAAAAUGUCUGCAGCAGACUGUGCAGCGCAGUCAUCUGCAGCUCCCCCGCGGAAGCAGGAGAGCAGUGGGAGUUGCAGGCCAUCUGCACCAGCCUCAGCUCCAGUGACGGUGCCCUACCUGAGCCCUUUGGUGCUGUGGAAGGAGCUGGAGAGCCUGCUGGUGAAUGAGGGCGACCAAGCCCUCUCCUCCCCGAGUGUUGUCGACCAACACCCCAUUGUCUUCUGGAACCUGGUGUGGUACUUCAGAAGGCUGGAACUGCCGAGUAACCUGCCAGCUCUUAUCUUGGCCUCCCAGCACUGCAGCCGCGGAGACCAGACUCCUCAGAACGUCUCAUCUGAGGACAGUAAGCUGGUGCUUGUGAGAAAUAUGUGGGACAACCUGAAGUUGCACCAAGACAAAGUUCAACCCUGCUAUGUCCUGUGGAACACACAUUGUGCCACCUCCCUUGUUCGCUCCGGGCUGUGUGAAGAAGGCCAGCUCUUCACCGUGGAGCUACUGCAGGGUUUUGUGAGGAGCAUUAAGAAGAGUGAUGUCUAUCAGCCCAUGAGCCAGAUCAUCCAGCUGCUGGGGCCAGAGCUGGGUUUUAAAAGACAGAGGAGCCUGUACCGGGACUUAUUGUUCCUCACUCUGGUGGCUUUGGGCAAGAACAACAUUAACAUCAAUGCUUUUGACCGGGAGUACAAGUUGGCAUACGAUCGCCUCACACCCAGUCAGGUUAAACUGACACACAACUGUGACCGGCCCCCUGGAGCAGGGGUCAUGGAGUGCAGGAAAACUUUUGGGGAACCAAGUCUAUGAACUACUUCUCUUUUUCUGUCUCAAAAUGUUUUUCCUUCAGCCACGAUCACUGCUGCUAUUUUUUUUUUCUGGACUGCUCAAGAGAUUCAUGACCAGAAUGGAGCACAGAGCUCUUGAGCCCAGAGGGAAAAUUAGAUCUAAUGUGAAGCAACUGCCAUGAGUUUCUUGUAUACUGUUAGAGCUGAGAGGUGUAGAGUGACAGACGUAGUGUUUGUAAAUAUUUAGAAGGUCCAUUGUAUUUUCAGUAUAACUACAGUAAAAUGUUUGUACAGUUAUUAUACAGUCUAUUUUAUGACUUUGGUCCUGUUAAAGCUUUGAGUACAUAUGUACAAGUAAGUGUGUGACUACGUUGUUUAAAUUCAGAAGUGGUCCUGGUGACCUUGUUUAGACUGUUGUUGAGUGUGUGUGUAUAAGUACUUGCUGUAUAAGUACUUGUUUUUGAACCUUCAUGUUUUUACAAAGCACUUUGGCAAGAUGAGCUCAUACCAUUCAUUCUCAUUUACGUAAGACUGUGACCCAGCAGCCUACGCUUAAGUGACUUUUUAUUUGACAGCUGCAGGGCUUUCUGUUCUGUCUAAUACUUCCAUUACCCACAGUUAACAAAAGCAAAGAAAUUCAUUCUCAUCUUCACCCUGUACACCCAGCAGGGACAUAUUCCUACGUCUGAAUACACUAAACUAGAUGAUAACAUCAAAAAAUUAUAAAACACAAUAUUAUUUCCGAAUCAAGAAGGGAACAGUCAGUUUGCGUAUGCACAAUAUUUGUUUUUGUACAAUGUACCAAAAGAACCCAAAAGGGAUUUUUGUGAUUUAUUUACAAUUUUUUAAGCAAUACCUUUUGAAAAGUGAGGGUUGAAUAAUUGAUGUUAGAUGGGACCAUUAAAGAUAGAUUUCCUUUAUAACAGUACAAUCAAACAAAUAAAAACUGAAAAUAAACAUGUUCUGUUGGUUUAAUCGACACAAAUGUUUUGAUAAAGAAAUUAAUUUAUUGACACUUUAAUGGAUCUAUAAAAAUGUACAGAGUAUUCGAUUUUAGUAUUUUGUAUAUGUCCUUCCAGUCUUCACUGUAUAGUGUAGAUUUCAGUUUAGAUGUUUGGACAACAGCGCACUGCUUUAUGUGACAUAUGGAGCUUAAACAUUUUACAUCUUUUUUGAUAGACGGCAGCGCAUACAUUGAGUAUAUUAUGUAUUACAGGAGUUAAGUUGGAACAAUAGCUCUGAUUUGUCCUAAAUUUAAAAUCACUUCCAAAAAUGAGUGUGAUGGUUCACUGUGUUUACGUUGUUUUUCACCUUGAACUGACAAAAAACAAACAGCCUGCCUAAAUGUGAUGCAGCUCCACAGCUUAUUACUGGACCUCACCAUAAUAACUUAUGAUAAUAUGAUGCUGGAUUAGACAAGGCUGUGUGCUUGGAAUAAACACCAGCCUUACAGUAUGUACAGUUAGGUUUUAAUCACCUUGUAAGUUGUGACUAAAAAAAAACAACAACAACAAAAAAAAAACAACACUGAUGACCAAAACGUUAUUUGAUGUCUACAUGUUGUUUACACAAUUUGUCAAUUUUAACAAUGUUUAUGAAGUAUUAUUUAUCAUUUGUAACACAGAUACUAAUUUGUAUGAUUUUUUUAUAUAAAAAAAAAGAAAUCAAAUGUAUUUCCUGGCUGGAUCUAUAGUUUGCUUUCAUUUAUGAAUAAACACGUUUAUUCUGUGGA
This is a messenger RNA of Scatophagus argus, 7161 nucleotides long. It is a transcript of the gene dennd4a, whose product is annotated as DENN/MADD domain containing 4A. NCBI's taxonomy places the organism in Eukaryota, Metazoa, Chordata, Actinopteri, Scatophagidae. Bases 286 to 5451 code for a protein of 1721 amino acids. The record is from RefSeq and is a predicted model, not a curated record. Gene Ontology annotation, molecular function: protein binding. The transcript is spliced from 31 exons. Gene Ontology annotation, biological process: regulation of Rab protein signal transduction. Gene Ontology annotation, cellular component: cytoplasmic vesicle.